GCUGAGAGUCAAAAGACUUGUUUGUUUUGUACAUUCGUUCCAAAACGGUUGGCACGAGGAGUCGGUGACCUUGAACCAAGUUGCUAGGUGAAACAGCUGUUUGGGGAUUUCGUUUUCGAACUUUCGCUUAGGAUUUCUGUUCUGGAUUUUGAUCCAAUAUGGACUCAUUCUUCAGUCUCUUUGACCCUUCAGAGGGCAACCAGAACAAGCCCAGCAAGAAGACCAGACAUAAAAACGACCAGGAGAACGUCAGGAAGAAUCCAGACGCUCCGAAAGGUCGUCGCAGAGGCCGCCGAUCGCACGGCAAGAACGAAACUUUGCCCGAAGAGUCGUCCUUUCUGUGCGAGCCUGAUCUCAGCAACGAGAUACUUGUGAAGGAUUGCAGUUACAUUGAAAACUACAUUGAAGUCAACAGAUAUGACGACGAUACAAAAGGUGACAGCGAGAAGAAACCACGCAGACGGAAUUCCGGUCGAAAAAACAGACGGAAAAAGAAUAAAAUAUCCCCAGCAAAAGACAUCCUACCCAACACAGCAUGGCAAGACCCCAUAGAUUUAUCUGAAACUACCCUCAACAACCAAUCUGCUAUACCCAAGAUAUGUGACGAAAAGAUAGGCAAAAACGUCAACGACCUAAAAAAUGAGGAUUACAAGAAGACUAAAAGGAAAGAUAACAAAGGAAAAGAUAAAGAUAAAGAUGGUUUCACAGAUCGCGUGUACAAUGUGAUAGAUAAAUUGGAGAAGGUCGGCAUAAAGGAAGAUAUGUAUCUGGCCGGGGAUUUCAAUGCUGAGGACUUGGAAAGUGAUUUUUUCUAUAGUUCUGAUGACAUGGAUGAUUUUUGUGAUGAUACCACAUCAGACGCAGAGGACUCCGGCGACGAAUGCUACGGCAGUUUGCCGCCUGAACCGAGAUUCGGCAACGUGGAAUACAAGCUGCAACUAGUGUCACCCUGUGAAAGGAGGUUCCAGCAUUUAGUCACACAGCUAAAAUGGCGUCUUCGUUCCGGUGGAGGUAGCGCCGUGUACGUAGUAGGGGUCCGCGAUUGCGGAGCACUGAGGGGCUUACGCGCCGGCCCGCUCCGCGCCUCGCUGCGUGCUCUGCGGAGCAUGGCCAACGCUAUAGGCGCCGUGCUCGCGAGCGCACGUACGCGACGCGUCGCGCCUAAUAGGGCGGUCGCUGAAGUUUAUAUCAGGAAGUUGGCUGAUACACAGCAGAGCGUGGAGCUGAGGGUGGCUGUGAUGGGAGCCAACGAAGCUGGGAAAUCUACACUUAUAGGUGUUUUGACUCAAGGCGAACUCGAUAACGGUCGGGGCAGCGCUCGUCUAAACAUGUUCCGACAUCUACACGAGGUGAAAAGUGGUCGCACCUCCUCCCUCAGCCAUGAGAUACUGGGGUUCGAUGCUCAGGGUAACGUGGUGAACUAUGGGUGUUCAGAACUCAUGACCGCAGAAAGGAUUGGUGAAAGAAGUGCAAAAUUAGUGUCGUUCCUAGAUUUGGCCGGUCAUAGUAAAUACCAGAGGACAACCCUACACGGUCUCACCGGGUAUUCCCCGCACUACGCUAUGCUUGUGAUCUCCGCCACUGCUGGUAUAACCCGUAUAACAGAAGAGCACAUUGGUCUACUGUUAGCCUUGGACAUGCCAUUCUUCGCUGUCAUCAACAAAUGCGAGCUAGCUAAUAUAGCUGUCACUUCUGUAGUGCAAAGACUGGCGCAAUUACUGGAACCAGCGAAUAGGAAACCAUUAUUAAUAACGGAUGAAAACCUCGCGCGCAACUGCGUAGUGCCGCAGAAGUCUAUACUGGACGCCAUAGACAGCACCACAGACACGGCUAAAGAAGACGAGUUGGAAAUGGAGGUGGUGCCAGUUUUCCCAGUGAGUUGCGUUCGCGGCGCGGGACUUAACUCUCUCCACGCGUACUUGCUAGCCCUCCAGCCGCCAGGGGAUAGCGUGCAGCAUAAACCAGAAGAUGAAACGUGUGAAUUCCAAAUAGACGAGAUUUUCCACGUGGGGGAGUCGACGGGCCCCGUGGUGGGAGGCCUGCUGGCCAGGGGACAGCUGCACGAGGGGGACAACCUGAUCAUAGGGCCUCUAGACACGGGUGAAUUUGUCGAAAUAUCAGUGAAGACAAUCUACAGGAACCGUGUACCCUGUGGUAGUGUGAAGGCAGGUCAAAGCGCAUCACUAGGCCUGAGCCACUACCCACCCAACCUGCGGCAAGGCAUGGUGUUGCUUGCCGUGCCUGACAAGUACAAGUGUGGCGACUGUGAUAAGCCUACCUUUGGGGGGUGCCCACCCGGCAAGUGCAAAGGACGACAGAUAAACAAACUAGUACAAACAUCACAGAACAUUGAAAAGAAUCGUAAAAACGCGCGGAGACAAAACAAAAAUAUCCUCCAAGACAUUGCCAACGUUCAAAACAAUUUAACUAAAACCAUAGACAAAGGUGCUGCCAACAUACAGAACAUAAUCAUAGACAAGGAUAUACCCAACUUCCAGAACAAAACAAAUUCGAUGGAUGAAAAAGAUAUCACAAAUAUUGAAAAACGAAUCGUCGACAAGCAUAAAGAUAUGACCAUCAUUCAAAAAAUAAUCAUAGACAAAGAUAUAGCCAACAUUAACACAACGAAAUCCAUGGACAAAGAUACUAUCAAUAUUGAAAAGUUAAUCAUAGAUAAACAUAAAGAAGCUACCAAUCUUCAGAAAAUAGAUAAAAAUGCUACCAACUUACAAAAACUAACGAUGACCAUAGAGAAAAACCCCAAUAUGUAUACAUCUGAUGAUGAUAGCGAAUAUGUAAAGGAUGUGAUAGGGUGUGAUAGCAACGUGAUAGUUGGUGAUGACGUGUGUGUUUGUGAUGAUGUCGUGUUAUUAGAAGACCCUAAUGAUCCAAGGGGAUGCAUUUAUUUUCAAGCGUCAGUACAUGUCCUGCGCCACUCGACCGCCAUUUACCCCGGGUUCCAGUGUUCCGUACAUGUUGGAAACGUGCGGCAGACGGCGAUCAUUGAGGGUAUAAUGUCUCCAAACAACGUGUUGAGAGCGGGUGAGGCUGCGCCAGUAAUCUUUCGUUUCGCGCGUUGUCCAGAAUACUUGGUCAAGGGCAGACGACUGCUGUUCACUGCUGGAUUGGGGACCAGAGCCAUCGGUCGAGUGACGCAGACUUUCCCGUAUGUUCCGUGAAAAUACUGAACUGUCAAAUUAUG
Maniola jurtina (meadow brown) is the source of this 3202-nucleotide messenger RNA. RefSeq names its product GTP-binding protein 2-like. The coding region runs from base 159 to 3179 and encodes 1006 amino acids. Gene Ontology annotation, biological process: translational elongation. NCBI's taxonomy places the organism in Eukaryota, Metazoa, Arthropoda, Insecta, Lepidoptera, Nymphalidae. Gene Ontology annotation, molecular function: GTPase activity; translation elongation factor activity; GTP binding. The transcript has 18 exons. The record is from RefSeq and is a predicted model, not a curated record.